GCUCUGCUCUGGGUCUAGUUAGUAGUUUUAGAUAGUAGUAAUUAGGUGCAAGGUCUUCUCUGUUGUGUUGAGGCUUCCUCUCAGUUUUUAGUCAGUUGUGCUAGUGGUUCUUUUUUAUCCCGUUGGCUAAUUUGCCUGUGUCACCACUCUACUAGCGUCUCUGGUAUCUAACACUCAGCGAGUUUGCCUUUGGCUCUGCACCAGCUGUAGCUGUGACUCAGGCAGCAUUUCGUCUAGUGCAGAAGUUUAGCGUUUAGCCUUAGUGCUAGCUGCAUCUAACCAGCUGUGACAUCCAACAGCAUUUAGGCUCUUAAGUUUAAAAUAAAGCAUUAAUUGACCUUGGUCUCUAGCCAUUUCCUCAGCUGUUAUUUAGCCCAAAGUUUGCAUUAACCUGUGUGCUAACUCUCAGUCCAGCUAAUCAUGGAUGCUAAUCAAGGCCCAGGCCAGGGCAGCCCAGAAAGCCCUAACCGGGCUGUGGAAUACCUUCUUGAACUCAACAACAUCAUCGAGAGCCAGCAGAAGCUUCUAGAAACCCAGCGGCGCCGAAUCGAGGAGCUGGAGGUCCAACUGGACCGGCUCAGCCAGGAAAAUAAGGACCUGCGUUUGGACCGACAACCUGUCGCUCCUCCUGCACCUGCUCCUCCUGAGCCUCCUCUACCUCCUCCUCCUCCGCCGCCCCCGCCGACUCAGACCACAUCGACAUCCAUUUCUACCAAGAACCACCACCACCACCACAACAGCCAACACCAAACUCCUCCCCAGCCUCUUUCCUCCAUCCCGCUCCACCACAGCCACCACCAUCAGCAUCAUCAGCAGCACUACCACUCCUCCGCCCACCACUCCUACAACAGCACCAACAGCACCGGUACGACUGCUAUCUCGGUUCCUGCUCCAGCUUCAGCCCCAACCUCCAUCUCGAUCCCGACCCAAAUCCCAGCCUCGAUCUCCUCCCCAGCCCCGGCUCCACCUCCCCCUCCUCCAAUCCCACCCAGGGAGCAGAUGCGGGCCCACAGCCGGUUGACCCGUGCAGCCUCCACCAGCACCGGCACCAACACCAACUUCGUGGAGAAAGAGAGGGAGAGGCUUGAGCGCCUGCACAGAGCCAACGCCACCAACAACCACCACGCCCACACCCUUCACCAUCAAAAAUCUGUGGAGGGCGACUCUCAGUGUCCGGAGGCGCUCACCUUUUCUGAUUCAUCCUUCGGCCAUUCACCUCCCUUCCAUCGCUUUAGCAACAGCCCCCUCUCCAGCCCCUGCGAUCCCUACAGCUCUGCCUCCACCAGCGGGCCCCUGGGAGCCUCCCACACACACACACAGGGCAGCUCUCCCAUCUCUCCCCCCAGCCCGGCGAGCCUUGCCUGGGCUCAGCGCAGCCGACACCAGCCGGCCAGCCUGGCGCUCCGCAAGCAAGAGGAGGAGGAGAGCAAACGCUGCAAGGCUCUCUCUGACAGCUAUGAGCUCUCCACAGACCUCCAGGACAAGAAGGUGGAGAUGCUGGAGAGGAAGUACGGGGGCCAGUUCGUGUCCCGGCGGGCAGCGAGGACGAUCCAGACAGCGUUCAGGCAGUACCGCAUGAACAAGAACUUCGAGAGGCUUCGCAGCUCCGCCUCCGAGAGCAGGAUGACCCGGCGCAUCAUCCUGUCCAACAUGAGGAUGCAGUACUCGUUUGAUGAGCGUCAGCCGCAGGGUCAGGGGUCAGCAGGUCAGCAGGGCUCAGAGGACGCAGGAGACAUGGACGACUCCUUCUCUAAGCAGGUAAAGUCCCUGGCCGACUCCAUGGACGACUCCCUCACCUGCCAGUCCGGCCGCGAGGACUCCCAGGAAGCAGGAGGGGAAGGAGAGGAGGACGACGAGGAGGAUGAGGAGGAGGGAGACGAAGAGGAGGAGGAGGAGGAGGAAGAAGGGGAGGAGGAUGAGGAGGAGGACGAGGACGAAGACUACGGACAGUGUGCGUGGCGCAACACCGGUGCAUCCUCCCGACGUGCCGCGGGCCGGGUGGGAGGAGGUGGAGGGAGAGGAGGCGUGGGAGGAGGAGCCGCCAUGCACGAGGACAGCACCACCACCUCCUUCAGCGAUGUCACCCUCUACAUGGACGAGGGCUGCCUCCCCUCCUCGCCUCUCUCCCGCCCGCCCUCCUCACCGCUCUCCCGCCCCGCCUCCAGCUCCGACACUGAGUACUGGGGAGGAGGGGGAGGUGGAGGUGCAGGGGCGAGAGAGGACAGCAGGGAGACGGAGGGAGGCAGCAACACUAGUCGGAGGAGCAGCACCCCCUGUACAGAGUGUCGGGGGGAGUACAGAGGGAGGGCAGGAGGAGGAGGAGGAGGUGGACACCUCCCUGUCCUGACCAUCGAACCGCCCAGUGACAGCUCAGUGGACAUGAGUGACAGGUCAGAGCGAGGCUCUAUCGGACGCCUGGUGUACGAGCAGGAGCCGUCCGGAGUCGAGCGAGGAGGAGAGAGGGAGAGGAGGGGAGCGGGAGGGGAGGGGGAGAGUGGAGAGGACGAUCGAGGAGGAGGAGGGGGAGGAAGCAGCGAAGCCGACUCGCCACAGGGAACCAUCAAACACAAACCAAACGGCCGCUCGGUGGCCACAGCGCAGGGACAGACACGCAGCCCGGCCAACGUCCCCCUGCCGAUGCCCUCAGCCCGGACCCUGCCCUCGCAUCCGCUCCCUCACCCGCUGCAACACCCACAUUCACACCCCCAUCCUCACCCGUCGCCCAUCCCCCACCUCCCCACCAUCCUCCACCACCACCCACAGUACGCCCAGCCACACGUCAUGCACAUGCACCACGGGCACGCCGGCAGCCCUUACAUCCAGCACGCACACCACUUCGCCCAGCACCACUACCACCACCUGCACCACCAACACCACCACCUUCCCCAUGUUUACCCAGAACCCCCCUCUUCCCCACUGCCCUCCCCUGUACCACCACUCACACCUCUCUCACCCCUGCCGCCACCGCUCACACCCUCGCCGCUGUCUUCCUCCUCCUCCUUGGCGCUACAAAACAUGGAGGCACAGCAGCAGCCGCACCUCGCCCACCACCCCCACCUGCACCACCACCACCUGCUCUGCUCGGACGGAGACAACGAGAGCGUCAACUCCACCACCACCAACUCCAACGACGACACCACCGUCAACAACUGCAGCUCUGGCUCCUCCUCACGUGACAGCCUCCGGGAGCCGAUGGGAGGGGCCACGCUGGGGAAGCAGACCUAUCAGAGAGAGAGCCGCCACAGCUGGGACUCACCCGCCUUCAACAACGACGUGGUGCAGCGACGGCAGUACCGCAUUGGACUCAACCUGUUUAACAAGAAACCAGAGAAGGGGAUCCAGUACCUGAUCGAGAGGGGUUUUGUGUCGGACACACCGGUGGGCAUCGCCAGGUUCAUCCUGGAGAGGAAAGGACUGAGCAGGCAGAUGAUCGGAGAGUUCCUGGGCAGCCGGCAGCAGUUCAACAAGGACGUCCUAGACUGUGUCCUGGAUGAAAUGGAUUUCUCUGGGAUGGAUCUUGACGACGCUCUGAGGAAGUUCCAGGCUCAGAUUAAAGUUCAGGGAGAAGCUCAGCGGGUGGAGCGACUAGUGGAGGCUUUCAGUCAGCGGUACUGUGUUUGCAACCCAGUGCUGAUCCGGCAGUUCCAGAAUCCAGACACCAUCUUCAUCUUGGCCUUUGCCAUCAUCCUCCUUAACACUGACAUGUACAGCCCCAACGUCAAGCCGGAGCGGAAGAUGAAGCUCGAGGACUUCAUCAAGAACCUGCGGGGUGUUGAUAACGGUCAGGACAUCCCCAGGGACCUGCUGGUUGCGAUCUAUGGAAGGAUCCAGAAAUGGGAGCUGAGGACCAACGAUGACCACGUGUCCCAGGUCCAGGCAGUGGAGAGGAUGGUGGUCGGCAAGAAGCCUGUGCUGUCCCUGCCUCAUCGCAGGUUGGUUUGCUGCUGUCAGCUGUUCGAGGUUCCGGAUCCGAACCGAGCUCAGAGGAGCGGCGUCCACCAGAGAGAAGUCUUCCUGUUCAACGACCUGCUGAUGGUGACAAAGAUCUUCCAAAAGAAGAAGACUUCGGUUACGUACAGUUUCCGACAAUCCUUCCCUUUGGUGGAUAUGCAGGUCCACACCUUCCAAAACACCUACUACCCUCACGGUAUCAGGCUGACGUCAGCGAACCCUGGAGGAGAGAGGAAGGUGCUGAUCGUCUUCACGGCUCCGAGCCAGCAGGACCGAGCACGCUUCACCUCCGACCUCCGAGAGAGCAUCGCAGAGGUCCAGGACAUGGAGAAGUACAGGGUGGAGUCCGAGCUCGAGAAGCAGAAAGGCGUGAUGCGUCCCGGCGUGCUGACAGGGGGAGUACCUGGAGGCGGAGGGACGCCGGGGGCCGGGGCCAACCCCGGCGGUGUGCCCGUGAAGAGCGAGGUGGUGAACGGCACCCUGGGUAGGCCGAGCCUCGACGACACGUACGCUUCGGUGGACGGACUCAAACGCACGGCGCUCAGCUCCUCAUUGAGAGACCUCUCAGAGACAGGGAAGCGAGGUCGCAGGAACAGUGUGGGGUCAUUGGACAGUACCAUUGAAGGUUCCAUUAUUAGCAGCCCUCGGCCUCACCAGCAGCGCCCCCUGCCGGCUGGAGGUCUUUCCUACAGCCCCAUGAUGGUCCCUUCAUCUCCAGCAGCCUACCGGCCGCACCGCCCUACUCAGAGCCCCGGUACAGGGGUGGGGGGUGGGCCGGGGCUCUGUCACAACCAGGGAGGGGUCCCCACCUCGACACUCGCGAGCGGGGGAGGGGCUGGGGGCGGAGGAGGGAUGGUGGGUGGGGUAGGCCCGACUGGCGGCGGCCUGCUGGGGAAUUUCUUCGGCAGCCGCAGGGGCAAGGUUCCUGGUCCCCUGACGAUGACGUCACCAACUCCACAGGGUCCCCCGAGUCCCCUGAUGAUAUCAUCCCCCCCCCACUACCCCGCUCCCGCACCUCCCAUCCCCCACCCAUCCUCCCCUUCCCCGUGCCCCUCCCCAUCGGCCAACCUUGGCCAGUCGGACUCGGGAGGAGUUGGAGGGGGAGGAGGUACGGGAGGGGGGCCGUCCAAGCUCCAGGCUUUGCACGCCCAGUAUUGCCACGGCAGCAGUGGAGGAGGCGGAGUCAGUGUUACUGGGCACCAGCAGCAGCAGACGCCGCCCCCACCCUACCACCACCAUCACCGCUACCACGUGCAGAGCGUCCCGCCGCACCACGCCCUUUCGCACAGGUUCUCCGCCCCCCGGCGGCAGGGCCCAUCCGGCUGCGCUCCCUCUCAUACCCAGCAGCAUCAGAGGAUUCAACAUGGCACCGCCCAGCACCCGCGCUACAUGGGCUCGGGCUUCACCACGCCCCCCCCACUGUCCCCGCACUCUCCCGUCACCCCUACCACCCCACACGGACUCUACCACUCACACCCUGCAGCGGGGCGUCCGGGUGGAGGCGGCAAGCUCCCAUUAACCAUCUCGCACUCUCAGCCCCACCCCCACGCUCACACACACUCUCACAACCACGUCGUGCACACACACUCCCCGCUCAGCCCCUCCCCCUCCGCUUCCCCCUCCGCCCACUUCAUCUUCUCCACCCCACCGCCCCAGACGCCCUCGGCGCGCCUCGUCACCCAGACACCUCCGCAGCCCUACGCUCCGCAGUAUCCGCCCCUCUCCUCCAUCCCACCUCCCCCUCCGCACUCACCCUUACCUCCCCCUUCGACCGCUCCACUCUCCCCACACCCAGGGCAAGGGGGCGGCCCCAAAUCGAAACCCGUCAGCCGGAUCAGCACGGUCGUGUGA
Messenger RNA from Xiphias gladius (swordfish), 5802 nucleotides. Its product is annotated as IQ motif and SEC7 domain-containing protein 2-like. Gene Ontology annotation, molecular function: guanyl-nucleotide exchange factor activity; protein binding. Gene Ontology annotation, biological process: regulation of ARF protein signal transduction; actin cytoskeleton organization. The record is from RefSeq and is a predicted model, not a curated record. NCBI's taxonomy places the organism in Eukaryota, Metazoa, Chordata, Actinopteri, Istiophoriformes, Xiphiidae. Bases 421 to 5802 code for a protein of 1793 amino acids. The transcript has 17 exons.